Lactuca virosa is the source of this 2251-nucleotide messenger RNA. NCBI's taxonomy places the organism in Eukaryota, Viridiplantae, Streptophyta, Magnoliopsida, Asterales, Asteraceae. The record is from the annotation of a GenBank genome assembly.
AUUUCGUUUUGAUUAUUCCUCCUUAUAUUUUAAGCCUUGAAAAACUCUUAACAAAAUGCAGAAGUUUCAACUUUUGCAUUUGUUCAUCUUGAUUUCAUUAACAACGAAAUUAACAGAAGCUCAGAGUUCCAUCAAGACUGGAUGCAGUCGUAGGUGUGGGAACGUUUGGAUUCCAUUCCCUUUUGGGAUUGGAAGAAACUGUUCUCUAAACAAAUGGUACACUGUUGAUUGUAACUCCUCGACACCAUAUCUAUCUGCACUCAACCACUUGGAGAUACUCCGUGUAGACAUAUAUCAACAAACGGUCACUGUUAAUGGCUCCAUGAACAUUGAUCAUUGUGAGAAUCCGGUCCAAAAUAGCAAUCUUGUGUUAAGCGGAAGUCCAUAUCGAUUUUCCAGACUUAAUAACAUAUUUGUUGUUGAGGGAUGUGGAAAUGGCGUCAUCAUGGACAACGGGAGUAUUGUCUCUGGUUGUUCAACGACUUGUCAAGGUGACAUUGUUAGUGACAGGAAGAAUUGCUUUGGCAUCGGUUGUUGCCAAUCUAUAAUUCCUUAUGAUCUCGAGUCGUUUACCCUGAAUCUAAUAGGCUUAGAAAGGCGAAGUGGAAAUCAAUCAUGUGUCUCUGCCAUGGUGGUGGAUUCGGAAACAUACUCUAGUGGCGUAUUUUAUGGCCAAUCUGUUCCGAUAUCACUUAAGUGGAUUAGAGAAUUCAAUCGUAAUUCAACAGGAUGCAUACAUUGUGAACAUAAUGGAGGAGUCUGUGAUCCAUCUCCUGGCUCGAUAUCUGGCAUGACUUGUCAAUUUUAUGGAGACAACCCCACACUAGAGGGUACUAAUUUUGGAGCAGAAGCUCCGUUUUACUUGGAUUCGGGAUGGUUUGAUGCAUGUGGGGAGGUCUUGAUUCCACCCCCUUUCACGAUUGGAAGAAAGUGGUCUAGCAGCGAUUGGUAUACUAUUGAUUGCAACUCAUCAAAACCAUAUCUAUCUGCACUCAACAAUGUAGAGGUGUUGGGUAUAAGCUACGAACGUCAAACAGUGACUGUUAAUCUCCCUAUGAUUUCAGAUUGCCAGAAUCAGGUCCAAUAUAGCAAUCUUGUCCUACGUAGAACUCCCUACAAAAUUUCUGGAUUAGCUAACAUGCUUGUCGUUGAGGGGUGUGGCAAUGCAGUCAUCAUGGAGAAUGGGAAUAUUGUGACCGGUUGUUCAACAACUUGUCACAAUGACACUGUUAGUGAUAUAAACAACUGCUUUGGCAUAGGUUGUUGCCGAAUUACAUUAAGUUCUAAUGAUCUCAGGUCAUUUACCUUGAAUCUGACAGGCUUGGAAAGGCAGAUUGGAAAUGGAAAAUGUGGAUCUGCCUACUUCGUAGAUAGGAAAUCCUUUGUUGAAGAACCAGAAUGUAGAGCGUGUAAGUAUAAUGGAGGGGAAUGUCACUAUGAUCCGGGUGUAAUCUCUAACAUGACUUGUCUUCAUCCCGACCGAACAAGUGAAAGCAGACGUAGCAACAAUUCACUAGGUGUUAUUCUAGGUGUUAGCAUAAGCAUGGGGUCACUUUUCCUCAUGGUGAUCAGCUACGCAUUAUAUAAAAUAAUCAAGAAACGUGAAGCAAAGAGAAGGAAAGAAAGAAUUCUUGGUCGAGGAGGUCAAGGCACAGUAUAUAAAGGCAUGUUAACUGAUGGAAGGAUUGUAGCCAUCAAGAAAUCAAAGGUGGUUAGUGAAAGCCAACUUAAACAGUUUAUUAACGAAGUGGUCAUUCUUUCACAAGUCAAUCAUAGAAAUGUGGUCAGACUACUCGGAUGUUGCCUAGAAACAGAGAUGAGACUACAAAUUGCUAGAGAGGUUGCGGGAGCCCUUUCUUACUUACAUUCAUCAAGCUCCAUUCCAAUAUACCAUAGAGACAUUAAGACCACUAAUAUACUUUUGGAUGAAAAAAGUUUAGCUACACACUUUGUGGUCGCCAUGGAAGAAGGACGUAUAUUGUCUAUUUUGGAUGAAAUGAAUGUUAAAGAGGGUUCAAUGAGUGAGUUGUUAUCAAUAGCAAACCUGGCAUUGCGAUGCUUGAAUUUGAAUGGAAAAAAUAGGCCAACAAUGAAAGAAGUUGUUAUUGAGUUAGAAGGCAUGAGAUUGUCGCAUGUUUCCUCUACAGUUCCAAAUAAUUUUGUACAUAUGAAGUAUGGUGAGCAAGUAAAACAAAUAUAUGUUGGGUCAACAUCAACAUCAUUGACAUUCGAUGAUGACCUUUGUCGAUGA